Molecule: messenger RNA, 1970 nt
Organism: Suillus bovinus
Lineage: Eukaryota; Fungi; Basidiomycota; Agaricomycetes; Boletales; Suillaceae
Exons: 8
Source: RefSeq, a predicted model, not a curated record
UUCAUAUUACGAAGAUUCCAAGUCGGACCUGUGAACGCAGGUCGCUAGAGCUCCUGCGGAAGUUCCUGUUUAUUAUGCAUUAUCGCAAUGCAUCAUGCUCCAACACCUACUUUCAAGCAGAUCACCCGGAGAAUGCAAAGAUUCGUCAGUGGAUUGAGUCCUUCAUGAAGACGAGGGGUAUUCAAUCCGCUGUCGAGUGUUGGCUACACUUCCUCAGAUACUACUUGGAUUCAUCUCAUUCAGACAUCAUGCGAGAUGCUGCAACACUCGUGGAGAAGUACGGCGACGAAGGUCUUCAAAAAAUGAUGACUGAAUCACAUAUCCCACCUGACCUCGAACACUUCGAAGCUUACACUUACCACACUCAUGCGGAAAACUACUUCUUCAGUAUCUGGGAAGCCACGGAAGGGGAAGAAUUCAUCCUCACACACAACGCAUUUGGUUUGUGGGAAGGUUUGGCAGGUGGCUGCCCUGGCCUGCACCGCAUAUUCGUAGUCAGCCCUCGCAUUGCUCUCGUCCUGCGUAAUGUGAUAUUGCGUCCAGAGAUGAAAGCAUACAUAAAGCCUGGUGCAUUCGUGAGCUCCUUGCUCCACGUGAAUCCAGCACCACCAACCCCAAUUUACGCCAGUGGAGAACGCGGUAAACACAUCGACCAAGUAAAUUUCGAAUCUGCGAUGUCACUUGCACGUUAUAGAUCCUCCCAGGAUGGGGCGAACGACAGUUUUGUGUUCAAGAUCACAAAAAUGUCGCGACCCCAGACAUUGGAGUUCAAUUCCGUUCUAUUGGUCAACGUGAGGAAAACAGGCUCUUUGACCUUCCUGUCAAGGGGGAUUAUGCUCCAUACCGCGCGUGCGUUCCGGAGUUUACCAGCCAACUUCUUUGCGAGCGAGCUGCUCGUUCCGCUCAUUGCACAAUUGACGGACACUACGGAGAUAGAAGUGUCGGUUCUUCGCCAGUCUCCAGCAGCUGUCCUUGAGCAGAAUUUUGACGCACUCACACUCGUUGAUGUAGUGCUCUAUGUGCUUCUAAUGCAGAUAUGCACGGGUACCAGGCAGUUCGAAACAGCAUACGACAGGGCACAUCUAGUCUUUAGAAUCAUGGAGAAGGCAAAACCCACUUCAUUCGCAGACGAAAUCAGCCGAGAAGUCGAGAAGGCUUUCAAGGUCUGCAAAGAUUCGGAGGAUGAGAUGUCUGUCGGAGAGGGCGUCAGUUUCUCUCCCUUACUCUCCUCGAUUUCCAACGAGUGGUCUUCUCAACUCUUCCAAUUCAUGAUACCUUGCAUGAGCAGACUGGGCGCAGUGAUGUCUGGAGGUGAAGGGAUUUUGGAAGAGCUCCAAGAUGAAGUCACCGUAGUUAGCCCAGCAGUGUGGCAUGCGCUCUCGUGUACCAGCCCACAGGCCCCCGAGAUCUUGUCAAGGCUAUUCAAGAAAGGCACCCCAAGAGACGGAACUGUUGUGAGGUUCACGCGGUUCAUGUAUGAAAACGCUUCACCAUCAGGUUUCUCUUCUGGAGUAUGUGGCAUGUCUGGACCAACCACCAAUCCCAUCAGUCAGAGCUAUUACAAGUUAACGGCAUGUAUGAUCCAAUGGCUUGGUCGCAUAAUGCUGGGAUCCCUGCCAGAACCGCCCAAGGCCCGGCUCAUUCACAAGAUUCCAGAAGAGCAUUCAAAGUUGCUUUUCUCGAAUAUGAAGAUGAUACUACGGACAUUGCUCCCGGGAUAUGAGCCGUCGCCGGGGGGGAGUACUCUAGGCCAAACCCUCAGUAAGUGGGUAGAGGAGAUGGCCAUCCACAGGAGAAACUUUUUGGACUUCGUUUUAGAUGGGUUUCCGCAAAAUGAAGAGGCCACUGGAAGUACCUAAAUCGGCUUGUUCGAAUUUAUCUUCUAUGUAACAUGUUCAAGAUCACUUACCGAGACGUGCAUCAGUUGUACAUAUUUUUUUGAAUAAAAUGAGGACUCAUUGAGAUACCGA